Molecule: messenger RNA, 660 nt
Organism: Cooperia oncophora
Lineage: Eukaryota; Metazoa; Nematoda; Chromadorea; Rhabditida; Trichostrongylidae
Source: the annotation of a GenBank genome assembly
AUGGCGCACUUGAUCUGCACAGUAACUGAUUUAGUUUGUGUAGCACUGAAACACAAUUUAGAGUCACCUUCACUCACAACUACAGAGGCUUCCGACGGUGUAGAUGACACAGACGGAGCCGAUAUGGCGUCAGAAAGUGAAAGUGGACGACGAUCCACUGCUGUCACUGAAGAGCCUACGGAUUCUGUGGAAAUGAGCGACGAUAAUGAAACUUCUACAACUGAGCGGUCAACGCACAGUAGCAAUGAAAACACCGGUGAUGAUGACGACAUCGAAGACACCACUUCAGCUGAAACCACUCCAUCGGCUACUGAAGUUACUGGUUCUGAUAUGGAGCCUGAAAUGAAGGUCGAAGACGAUGAUGACGAUUAUGUAGCCGAGGAAGACAGCGAAGACACGGAGACAGCAACAACGGCAAAGCGUUUGGAAAAGAAGGGAGAAAAGGCCAGCUACAUCAAGUACAAGAAACAUCCAAGGAAUUUUGCCUCGAAAACUGCCAAAAUGUCAAAGAAACACGUGAAAGCUGAGGAUUCAUUUGUUGGUGAUGAAGAUGGAGAACCAGCCGACGAACAGCCGGCACCCGUCGAAAACAAAAAGCAUUUGUCCAUCAAACGAGUGCUGGAAAAUACGCCAAAGGAAGACACUGAGGUCGGUAAUUAA